Messenger RNA from Solanum tuberosum (potato), 1546 nucleotides. RefSeq lists its product as uncharacterized. Bases 299 to 976 code for a protein of 225 amino acids. The record is from RefSeq and is a predicted model, not a curated record. Lineage: Eukaryota; Viridiplantae; Streptophyta; Magnoliopsida; Solanales; Solanaceae. The transcript has 4 exons.
GUAGUUUGGAUGUUAAUUCCCACAGAAAUUAAACAGCCUCGUGCGUUUAGCCUUACUUGUCGCAUUCUCUCUCAUAUAAUUCAAUUUGAAUAUCAAGCUCUGACAAUGGGCACUACUACUCAUUUUAUUAAAUGAUAUAUACGUGCACUCCUCUUAAUUCACAUCUCCAAUAUCACACUCUUUGAAUCUGCCUCUAAAGGGUGAAGAAAAUGGAUAAUUCUGUUCAGUAAACUGAAGGGGGGUUUGAUAAAUUUUCUUUCAGAUCAGUAUCCGGGGCAGAUUGCAGAGUGGAGUACUCAUGGAUCAUACACCCUGUGAUUUUGUGAUUGAUCUUGAGAUGUGCAACAACACCAUUGAAGAAGUAGCAACUACUAAUCCUAUUUCCAUUGAUAAAAUAGGCAAGAGAUUUUUCAACAAUUUCUGUGAUGACGAACAACUUAUUAGACCUGAAAAUGGGUUCUGUAUGAUUAGCAAUGUAAAGGAUGACCAUGAGCUCACUCCCGAGAAUGUGAAGGUCAAGGGAUUAGUGGCUGAAAAUGGCGUAGAGAAGAAAAAUGUGAAUGAUAAGCGUAAAUCCGGUAGUGCUAAAAAGCCUCCUAGACCUCCAAGAGGAUUAUCUUUGGAUGCUGCUGAUCAGAAGCUUAUUAAAGAGAUCGCUGAACUUGCAAUGAUGAAACGUGUACGGAUUGAGAGAAUCAAGGCUUUGAAGAAAAUGAAAGCAGCUAAAGCAUCUUCAAAUUCAUCAUCAUCAUCCACGAGCAGUGUCCUUGCAUUUCUCUUCACUGUCCUCUUCUUUCUCGUGCUGUGUUUUCAAGGAAUGUCCUCUGGAAGUUCAGAAGUGAUUUCUCACGAUUCCCCUCAACCGAGUGGAUCAAGAUCGAAUAGCUUUAUUAUUCAACAAUACUACUCUGAUCUAUCUGCCAGAACUGCUUCUAAAAGUGCUGGCUCACCCAAUUUAGUUGAGCAGGUUUCUUGAUCAGACGCCACUUGAAGUUUAGUGUGAUUGCCUAUUGGGGUGAAUUUUAGAUUAUGCAAAUAUGAAUAGGAACUGCCAACAUGUCUAUGAUUUUGUGCAAGCUCUCUGAAUGAACUGUGAGACCUUGACGAAACAUAAGAUCUGCAACAUUUGUAUACCUUGUACAGUGAUAUAUGCUAUUUGGUGAGAGAAGUAAUUGUUUCUGCAGCAUGCUAAUUGAUAUAUUGAGUGAUAGUUUUAUUGAGGAACUACAUUUGUGACAAAAUAAUGACUGUUUUUACUCUAUAGGUAGGAUAUAUAGUUCACUGAACAGUCAUAGUUUUGCGGGUCUUCUUCUCUUGAAUGGAGAGAAGAGGAGGUAAAAAGAGCCUUUUAAGCGCUACUAAAGCCUUUACAUUAUGCAGAGUGGCUGAGAUUGGUGGCCUAAUUGCGUCUUUUAUUUCUUCUUGUCAGUUGGAAUUUGGUACUCACUGUAAUGUUGUUGAAGUUGAUAAGGAAAUUUAUUACUAUGUGUUUCGAGUGUGUACAAUUUUUUUAUGAUAAAAAUUUUAUUGCUGGUUUGGCAACUAA